AUGGUGCGCAUCCGCAGGUUUGAAGAUAAGUGCGCAGAACUCUAUAGCCAGGAAAAGAUUCGCGGCUUUCUCCAUUUAUACGAUGGUGAGGAAGCGGUGGCGGUUGGCAUCAUCCCGAAUCUCGAAGCACGCGACGCGGUUGUCGCAACCUAUCGCGAACACGGACAUGCCCUGGUACGCGGUGUGUCGAUGACUUCGAUUCUGGCUGAAAUGCUCGGCAAACAAACCGGCUGCAGCCGCGGUCGCGGCGGCUCAAUGCAUUUGUUUGAUCGCGCCACGCGGUUCUAUGGUGGCAAUGCCAUUGUAGGCGGUGGCCUGCCCAUGGCCGUGGGUCUCGCGCUGGCCGCAAAGAUGGCCGGGCGUGCCGAGAGUUACGACGUGUCUGCCCAGAGUGUGGAUGGCAUGGAUGUCAUUGCCGUGACGUUGGCUGCACGUGCCGCUGUGGCUCAAGUACGAGCAGGUCAGGGGCCGGUGUUUUUAGAGUGCAAAACCUACCGUUUCCGCGCCCAUUCCAUGUUUGAUGCACAAAAGUAUCGUGACAAAGCCGAGGUGGAAGAGUGGCGCCAGCGGGGCCCGAUAGUGCGUUUUCAGAACUGGCUGAUGGAUUCACAUGUUAUCCAUCAAAGCGACAUCGAUGAGAUUGAGGCGCGCGUGAUGGCAGAGAUUGACAGCGCAACAGCCGCUGCGGAAGAGCUCACUUAUCGGGAAGCCGUACGAGAAGGUAUGUGUGCUGCUAUGCGGGCUGAUGAGCGCGUGUUUCUCAUGGGUGAAGACGUCGGCCGCUACGGCGGAUGUUAUGGCGUCAGCGCAGGCAUGUUGGAGGAGUUUGGAGAUGAGCGGGUACGCGAUACCCCGCUGGCGGAGUCUGGUUUCACCGGUGCCGGCAUCGGUGCCGCCAUGGGCGGCAUGCGCCCCAUUGUUGAGCUGAUGACGGUUAACUUCAGUCUGUUAGCUCUGGAUCAGAUCAUGAACACGGCGGCGACCGUGCGGCACAUGUCCGGCGGGCAGUUUGGUGUGCCCAUCGUUAUUCGCAUGGCCACCGGUGCGGGUAAACAACUGGCGGCUCAACAUUCCCAUAGCCUGGAAGGUUGGUAUGCACACAUCCCGGGUCUGAAAGUGGUUGCGCCUGCCACCGUUGAAGAUGCGCAGGGUAUGCUGCAGGCAGCCCUGGAUGAUCCCGAUCCGGUGCUGAUUUUUGAAAAUGUCAUGUUGUACAACACAAAAGGUGAGGUAGGUGAUCCGUCGGCUGUACAGCUGGAAGGAGCGGCAGUUCGUCGUCCUGGCGCCGACCUCAGCUUGCUGACCUACGGCGGCUCGCUGUUCAAGGCUCUGGCUGCAGCGGAGCAACUGUCCGGGCAGGGACUGGAUGUGGAAGUGAUCGAUCUGCGCUGUCUGCGCCCGCUGGAUGAUGCAACCAUCAUGGCGUCGGUGAGUAAAACCCGGCGUGCCCUGAUUGUUGAUGAAGGCUGGCGUUCGGGCAGUCUGGCUGCGGAAGUUUCGGCGCGCAUCAUGGAGCAGGCAUUCUGGUCUCUGGACGCGCCGGUAGAGCGUGUGUGCAGUGCAGAGGUUGAGACCAUCGUCGCAAAAGCUCGUGCGAUGUGUAUGUCCGCAUGUGAUCAGGUCAAGCGAGGUGAUCUUAUUGCCGUGGUGGAAACCGACAAAGGUGCCAUCGAAAUCGAAGUGUUUGAGGAUGGUGUGUUAGAGCGCUACCUGGUAGAGCUCGACAGUGAGGUUGCGGUGGGUGAGCCGCUGGCAGAAAUUCGCACCGGCGCGAUGGAAAUGGACGACGUCGCGCAGACGGAAGUUGCCACAGAAACCCCCGUACACGAAUCUGGCGAUGUCCCGGCUCCGGCGGUACCCGCACCGCCACCACCACAAGGCGGGCAGCGCGUUUCUCCCGCCGCGCGACGCCUGGCUGCGGAACAGGGUGUCGACAUCAGCACGCUGCAUGGAUCAGGGCCUGCAGGUGCCGUGGUCUAUGCAGACGUGCAGGCAGCGGUUGAACCGGGGCAGACUGCCACCGCAAAAGAGGCAGCAGCUGAAGACGACCCGGCUGCCAAGAUGCGCCGCGCCAUCGCCGCCGCCAUGGCCCGUGGCAAACGCGAAAUACCCCAUUAUUACCUGAGUACAACAGUGGAUGUGGAGGUGGCCAUGCAGUGGCUGGCUCAGACCAACGAAGAGAAACCGCCCGCGGAGCGCAUACUGGCGCCUGCGCUGUUUAUUAAGGCCACUGCAGUUGCGCUGUCCAGGUAUCAGGAAUUCAACGGCGCUUAUGUGGAUGACACCUACACUGCAAGCCCGCGCAUCAACGUGGGUGUUGCCAUUGCUAUCCGCGGUGGCGGGCUGGUUGCACCUGCUAUCCACGAUACAAAUGAACUUUCCCUUGAACAGGUGAUGGCGGGACUGCGCGACCUGACACAACGGGUGCGCGCCGGACGCUACCGGGCGUCAGAAUUUCGCGACCCCACGGUGACCGUCACCAGUCUCGGCGACCGUGGUGUUGAGUCGGUGUUUGGCAUCAUCUAUCCACCCCAGGUGGCCUGUAUUGGAUUUGGCAAAGUGGUUGACCGGCCCUGGUCGAUGUCUGACCGUUCAAUUGUCUCCCGGCACACUGUCGGUAUCAGCCUGUCAGCAGAUCAUCGGGUCAGCGACGGGCGUCGGGGGGUGUUGCUGGACGUCAUGGAUGAGGUUGCCCCGGGUUGCCUGCCUGACGUGAUCGACGAUGACGAGGAUAUUCGCGAGCAAAUGGACCUGGAUUCCAUGGAUUUACUCAACAUUGUUGCCGGCCUGCAUGCCCGUCUUAACAUCGACAUUCCGGAAAGCGAUGUGGAACAGAUUGUUACCAUUAAUCGUGCGCUCGCGUACCUCAGCAGGGACUUCCACAAUUUUAAUGUGGUCUAUCGAGACGAUGCCACGGUUGAAGUUGUCGCCUUUACGGCAGCGCAGAUCCCGGGGAUUGCGGAACGACAAUUUCCAGCAAGUAUCGCCGGGCCGCAGUAUCCGGCUGGUAUUCCCAUAUGGCCGGAAGCGCAGUUACAACAGCUGUGUCUGCAACAUCAGGUGGAUGAGGUGGUAUUCGCUUACAGUGACGUGACACGCGACCAUGUCAUGGACAUUGCAGCAGCAGCGUUUGCUGCGGGCGCAAACUUUGCGUUGCUUGGCCCGAAAGCCACUAUGCUCGAAACACACAAGCCGACGAUUGCAGUGUGCGCCGUCCGCACCGGUUGUGGUAAGUCGCAGAUUGCCCGCUACAUAGCCCGGCAAUUGACUGAUGCAGGUAAAAACGUCGCGGUCCUUCGUCACCCAAUGCCCUACGGUGAGCUUGCCAAACAAACCGUGCAACGGUUUCAGAGCUUUGCGGACCUUGACGAGGCCAAUUGUACGGUCGAAGAACGGGAAGAAUACGAGCCUCACAUCGCCAGCGGCGGUGUCGUUUUUGCCGGCGUGGAUUACAAAAAAAUUCUGCACGCGGCGGAGGUAGAAGCAGACGUUGUUUUGUGGGAUGGGGGCAAUAAUGACCAUCCGUUUAUUGAGCCUGGCUACAACAUUGUUGUCGUGGAUGCGCUCCGGCCGACGCAGCUGACCACCCACUAUCCGGGUGAUUCAGUGCUGUUACGUGCAGACCUUAUCGUUGUCAAUAAAGUGGAUGCCGCAUCGCAACAACAAGUGGCCACGCUGCAACGCGAACUGGACAGGAUUGUGCCUCGUGCAGACAGGAUUUUCGCGGCUUCGCCGGUGCGCAUCGAUACGCCGGAACGUCUGGUUGGCGCGCGAAUUAUGAUCAUCGAAGAUGGCCCGACGAUUACACAUGGGGGUAUGCCCCACGGGGCUGGUUUUCAAGCAGUGCGUAAUCUCAACAUCGGCCAGAUUGUUGAUCCGCGAGAAUUUGCUACCCCGGAAAUCGCCGCGGUUUUUGCGCAGUAUCCUCAUAUCGGUCCGGUGUUACCGGCAAUGGGCUACAGUCGUGCGCAACGCGAGGCGAUGGCGGAAACCAUAAAGCGGUCUAAGGUAGAUGCGGUAGUGUCCGGCUCACCCAUCGAUCUGGCCCAUGCGCUGGCGCUUGAGGCACCGCUCAUUGUUCUGGCCAUCGGUGGACAUGGGUUGAGCCAUCCCGGUGAGGCCGGUUACGGUGUCGAGCGUGGGCGUAUCAAUCAACUUAAGCAGACGCUGCACGCGCAGGCAUUUCAGGGCGUGCGAUUGCUUGUUGUACAUGGCAAUGGCCCGCAGGUAGGUCGUCUGCUGCGGGACGACGGCGAUAUUGCCGAUCUGGAUAUUCACACAGCACAGACUCAAGGCGAGCUGGGUUAUCUCCUUGCCCAGGCAAUGCCGAAACCCACUGUUGCCAUCGUGACACGUGUGACGGUUGCGAAUGAACCAGGCCCCCCCAUCAAACCCAUUGGCGCCAUUUUGCCGUUCUACCCGGCUGAUCAGCACUGUGUGCAGGUUGCAGGAGGAUGGCGCUUGUUAGUGCCGUCACCAAAGCCGCAAGAAGUUGUCGAGUUGGAUGCCAUCAGGCGUCUGUUGCGCAGCCACCACGUUGUUGCAGCGGGCGGUGGCGGCGUGCCUGUUACUAUCGCGGGUGAGCCCCUCAAUGCCGUCAUAGACAAAGAUUGGGUGGCGGCGCAGUUAGCUAUCGCCCUGCAGGCGGAACUUCUGGUGUUUGCCACUGAUGUUGAUUACGUCUACGCAGACUAUGGCGCGGUACAAGCCAAAGCCCUGCCUGAACUCGACAGUCCGGCUUGCAGGAAGCUGCUUGCGUCGGGGUCGCUGGAUGCGGGAUCUAUUGCGCCAAAGCUUGCAAGCGCGCUCGAAUUUGUAGAAGCAACAGCAAAACGCGCCUGUAUCUGUGCAGUUGAGGACAUAAUUGCCGCGUUCGAAGGUAAGGCGGGGACGCAGAUCAGCGGUCUCCAGCAAAAUUAA
Molecule: messenger RNA, 4920 nt
Organism: Symbiodinium necroappetens
Lineage: Eukaryota; Dinophyceae; Suessiales; Symbiodiniaceae
Source: the annotation of a GenBank genome assembly